Messenger RNA from Formica exsecta, 2676 nucleotides. Its product is annotated as TBC1 domain family member 31. Gene Ontology annotation, cellular component: centrosome. The record is from RefSeq and is a predicted model, not a curated record. Lineage: Eukaryota; Metazoa; Arthropoda; Insecta; Hymenoptera; Formicidae. Gene Ontology annotation, molecular function: protein binding. Bases 164 to 2554 code for a protein of 796 amino acids. The transcript is spliced from 4 exons.
UUUUAAUUAUAUUCUGUCUGUCUGUCUAUAUCUCUAUUCUUAUUUAUAUUAUUCUUUCAUUUUGCAUGAUUAAAAAGAAUAACAUAUGAUGAUGAAGCUUGAACGAACGAAAAAGAAUCUUUGAGGAAAUUAUAUUUGCUCAUAUUUAUAAUUACGUGUUUCUAUGAUGCAUAGCGGCUGGAAUAAGUUGAUUAAAAGUAACGACAGUUACAGAUAUGAGCCUAGAGCCAAUAUCGAGAAACAACAUUGUACAGCCAGAUCCAGUUUCAUGCAAAUAUCCUUUGACCAUGACGAGGAAUGCUUGAUAGUAGUAGACACUAAAGGAUAUCUGCAUUGCAUUGAAUUGUCCGAUGAAGUUCCAUGUUACAAAGUAUUUGGGAAAGUCGGCCAAUCCACAUUUCUGGCAUUUAAUCCUGUAUGCAAGGAAGAAAUAUUGAUAGGACUCAAUACAGGUGAUAUAAAGAUCUGGAAGCUUUAUGCGGACGUCAAUGACUUCUGUCUAUUAUCUGGUCAUAAAUUAGCACCAUUGCAUGUUUCCUUUUAUAAGAAUUACUGUCUAACCGGAUCUCGGAACGAGGUAAUAAUAUGGGACCUGCAAUCUUAUAACAGAGCUCAUCAAUUGAAAGUUGAUGUAAAGAACGCUGUGAUCAAGAAAGCUAUCUUUUCGAACGCUGGUCACAUUGUUGUGUUGUAUCUGAAUGAUACUAUGCAAGCCUGGACAUUUGGACAAUUGCAUAAAGACAUUAAAAUUGAUACAAGCACAUUCGGAAUACGUUAUAUCAAAGAUUUUAUCUUCACGAAAGAUGCAAGAGCUAUGAUAAUGGCUGGCGCAGGAAACAUAUGCAUUCUUAAUACGUAUGAUUGGAGUUUGCUAAAGAAGAUACAUUUAUCUAAAAAUUUUAUCGAGGCGAAACAAUUAUCGAUUAUUCCAUGCCCGUUGGAUGGUGGAGCAAAUAAAAUCGUCGCAUUUCUAUCUUCGAAAUGUACUCUUCAGUUUUGUGAUAUAAAUACAUCAAGUUUUCUUGAUACACCUAUUUUCGCUGAUAGAAUUAAAAAACUUGCGGUUUCGUUCGCUGGUAGAUAUAUAGCAUACAUAGAUCAGGAAGGAUGCUUAAAUAUAAUGUAUACUGAUAAAAUAAUUUCAAGAAAAUGUCACCAAACAAAAAAAACGUUAGAGCCACGUAGAGAGCCACAUAGACUAUAUGCGCACAAAAUAAGCGAUCAUUUGGAAUGCGUUAAACAAAGUAUGAAACAAGAAUUGGAUAUAAAACGAUUAACGUCUAUUUUGAAAGAAUUUGGGGAAUUUCCAGAUAAAUAUCGCACACUAAUUUGGUCUACUAUUCUAAAACUACCAGCCAACAAAAAUGCAUAUAUUGCAUUGGCAAGUAAGGUAACACGUGGAAAACUUACAUCAAAUAUUUUAAAAGAUUAUCCCUUGGCAGACAAAAGUAAGGCGUCAUUGUUAGCCAUGAUAAUGGAUUGCUUGUUGCAAUGGUGCCCACUGCUAAUACAAAGUCCGUUUCUUCCCAACUUGGCUUUUCCAUUUCUCAUGGUAUUUCAGAAAGAUCCUUUACUUGCCUUUGAGUUGAUUUUAAGUAUAUUACUAAACUACUGCCAAAAGUGGUUUGAAUAUCAUCCAUUGCCACCAUUGAACAUUCUGGGAAUUAUUGAAAAUAUUCUUUUGGAAGCAGAUUCUGCACUACUCAAUUUCUUCUGUGAAAAUGGAAUCACAACUAGCGAAUAUGCGUGGCCGUUACUACAGACUGCCAUGAGCGAAGUGUUAUCGGGAGACGAGUGGCUGAUUCUGUGGGACCAUCUAAUAUGUUUUCAAAAACCCUCUCUCCUAUUGAUGUGUGUCGUUGCUUAUAACAUUUAUUCGAGGGAAAAUAUAAUUUCUUUAAUAAAGUCGUGUUCUGGAGAUAUCAAGGCCUUCUAUAGCUCUCAAAGUCACAUUAGAGCCAAGGAUUUGUUGAAGAUUGCGAGAAGAUUAGAUCAAGAGAUACCGGAACGAGUACAUCCUAAUCGUUAUCUGAGGGAUAAAUUGUUGCAAUUAAAUAAUGUUGGGCCUUAUCCCUUGUUUAUAAAGAAAGAAUAUCCAAAAUUUCUCACUGAGAAUCUCAGCAUCGCAGACUUGAGGAAAUUGAGAAGACAAGAACAACAUUUACAAGAGUGUAAUUGUAAGAUUGCAGAACUUGCCGAAAGAAAAAGAUUAUGUGCAGAAACCAAAGCUUUUGCGAGACAAAUUCACAAAACAAGAUUAAAUGAAGUACAAAAAUGCUUUCAAGAGCAUAUUAGUAAUUUAGAUUGGAAUUUUGACAAAUUUACACCAAAUGCAAGAAUAGGAAAAUCCUAUUUGUACAAAAAUAUUGAUAAUUUGAACUUGGAAAAGAUACAAGAAUGUAAUAAAUGCAAGAUUACAGAUGAUAGACUCUCAAAUUUAGAAGAUAGUAAACCAAAGAAUUACGAAAAAUUGCAACAAGAUGUAACAAAACUUGAAUAUGAAGUACAAAGUUUUUUAGAUUCACUGAGAUCUCAUAGAUCAGAAGUCAGGUAGAAUUAAUUUUUUUAUAAUGCAAAAAAAGUUAAUCUCUCUCUCACUAAAUUUAGGUAAAAUAAAAUAAUAUCUUAACAUAAUCAUUACAAAAUAUAAAUAAUAUUACAAUUUAAUUGUAUAUA